Messenger RNA from Entamoeba histolytica HM-1:IMSS, 357 nucleotides. RefSeq lists its product as uncharacterized. NCBI's taxonomy places the organism in Eukaryota, Evosea, Mastigamoebida, Endamoebidae. The coding region runs from base 1 to 357 and encodes 118 amino acids. The record is from RefSeq and is a predicted model, not a curated record. The transcript has a single exon.
AUGAAAUCUUGUGUCACUGAAGUAACAACUUGUCUCAGUCAGAGUCAUUCACAAUGGAAUAUUAUUCAACCACCAAAACAAUUUAAUACAAAUCCACUCCAAUGUGUAGAACAUCAAAAAACACUUGAUUACCCAACACUAGAACAAUGUGUUCAAUCAGUGAUUCUUAAUUCUAACACAAAAACUAUUUCAUUUGAAACAAUAUACAACCAAACACUUCUUCAAUUAUCAUCUAAAUUACAUCCAGAAGCUACUAUUCAUUAUGUUUUUGUAGUGACAUUGAUAUUAGCAAAUAAGAAACAGUAUCAUCUCUUAAACCCAUCAAUAAAUCAAUUAUCAGUGAAAAUCAUUGACUAA